GCAUGUUAAUCAAUAACUUGCAAAUUAAUCAGUAUCUUGUGUUGUCAAGACUCAUCAAGACUGUCAUUAGAUCUCUAGUGUCAUUCAUUGUGAUUGUCAAUAAUGUCAAGACUGUUGAGUGUGUUGAGUCAGUGUAUCAGACAGUAGUAGUCAUAGUCUGAAUACCACAGAGUAGUAUCACUAUAUCUAGUGACUAGUCUAGUUGGUUAAUUAAGUAUAUCCAAGAGGAUUUAAGAACUAAGUAGUGGUCUGUAAAUUAAAAAAAAAAAAGUAAAUCUGUUCUAGACUCUCUAGUAUUAUUACUAUUAUUAUUUCUAGAUCUAGAAUCUAGACUGUAGAAUUAUUAGUUAUAUUAGGAUUGGAUGAAAAUGAAAGUAUCAUGAGUAUUAUUCUGUUAAUUUUAAGAUUUAAAAUCUGUGGACACUAACUGGGUCUGGGAAGAGGUUAUAAAAGUUUACCUAUCACUGAUCUCCCAUUUCUCCCUAAUAGAGCAAUGUCAUCAAAAUAUGUCAUUUAUUAUAUAGUUGGCUGUUUAUAGCCCUGAUUGGUUCUCAGAAGAAGUUUGUAAUUAUAUACCUGGCAACAGGUUUGAUUUUGGUACUGCCAAAAACUCACAUGAUUUAGAGGUCUCUGUUCACUACCUGUGGAGGAGAUUAAGGGAGGUCAACAACUCCACACAUGAAAAUUGUAUACCAUAAGUAUGUAUUUCUGUAAAAAAAGAUUUAGUAUGUAGGUCUAUGCAUGAUCCUCAUUCGUUUGUAUUUUUGUUUAAAACUCCAUUGUAUUCUGUCAAUUCUUGUGAGUUAUGGUUGUACAACCCAAAUUCUUUAAUGCCACAUGAAAUGUCGUGAUGUCAGACCUGUGAUGUGGCAACAAGCUAUUGGUCUAAACUGCCCAUAGGUUGUGAUGUCGCAGUAUAUUGCAGCUUUACAAAACUUUUUAGUGGAUUUGAAGAAAACUCAAAGCAAACCUCCUCAGGAAACAAUUCUAGAAUAUCAGAAAAAAGUUGACCUUCUGAAGGGUUUAUCAGAAGCAGAAAAACAGCCCUGUGCUGCUGAACGCUCCUUAAUAACUGAAAGGCUGCGGCCAGUUGGAACAAGUGUUACGAGUGCACCAUCGCGUCAACUUCAAGCCAAAGCUAAGGCUACCUGUGAGAAAGACCUGAGGUCUGAGCUUUUGGGACCAUCUUUCAAGACACAAACUGCUCCUGAUGAUGGCUUUCACAUAGAUGAUGACAGUGGAUUGAGGAUGCGAAAGAAACCUCAGGAAGAAGAUGAUAUCAAUGUAAUUCUACAACAUCACCAUAAAGUCCAGGAGCGCUUAGCAGAGGAAAUGCUGAUGCACACACGUGCACUGCGUCAAAAUGUUACAGAUGCUGGGAGAGUUGUGAGAGAGGAUACCAAGAUAAUUACAGACAGCACCGUACUGGCUGAUAACAACAUGAGCAAAUUAAAACUAGAAAGUGAACGCCUAGAGGCCCAUACCAAGACAUGCUCCUGGUGGAUUUGGCUCAUGCUUCUCAUUGUUGUGAUAACUUUCAUAUCUAUGGUUCUCUUCAUGAGAAUUUUUUCUAAAUAAACAUGUGUGUACAUAGUUCAGAUAGAA
Biomphalaria glabrata is the source of this 1605-nucleotide messenger RNA. RefSeq names its product vesicle transport protein USE1-like. The transcript has 6 exons. NCBI's taxonomy places the organism in Eukaryota, Metazoa, Mollusca, Gastropoda, Planorbidae. Gene Ontology annotation, biological process: retrograde vesicle-mediated transport, Golgi to endoplasmic reticulum. Gene Ontology annotation, cellular component: SNARE complex; endoplasmic reticulum. Gene Ontology annotation, molecular function: SNAP receptor activity. Bases 907 to 1578 code for a protein of 223 amino acids. The record is from RefSeq and is a predicted model, not a curated record.